CUCGUUUCCGUUAAUGAAGAUAUGAAACGUUCCACGUCGCUCGAUAUAUAAUAUCUGCUCAACGAUAAAUAUCUUUAUCGGGCGAAACAAUGCUCCUUUUAUUUAUUCGAAUAACGGAAAAUCAAAACGCGAUACUGCACGCCCCACGAGUAAACCUAAAAUCAUCAAAUCAUCGAUCAUCGGUGUCAAUCAAAUCGUAAAAAAUUACAGUUCCUCCAUUUCUUCGAGGCGCGUAUUUAAUGCAUAAUUUUUUUCCAAGUAUAAAAAAUUCGUAAAUUUCAACACACGAAUACGUACGUAUUGCAAUUUAGUUUUAAUAUCCUCGAGAAUAUUUCGAUCGCGAUUACGAUUAUUCUCGAAUGAUUCGUUCGUCGAUUUACAAAGAAGGAUUAACACCCUAAGACGAAAAUGCUUGAACGGACAGAGAAAGGGGGGGAAAAGAUUCGAAUCCGGGAGAGGCAGGCAGGCAGGCAGUCCACCCGGUGGACCGAAGUUUGAACGAAAGCGCCUUUUCGAAAAUCGAUAGAGAGAAGUUCGUGAGGCGUCGACUACGCUCGUGAAAGUUCGCACGGCCACUAAUCAAUCCGCGGGAGGUUUCGUGUUUAUCAACAAGUGCCGCAUACACCUGGCCUUGUUCGCGUCAGCUUCCGUGACGAUGCACGGCUUCGUUCGGGGAUCGUCACCACGGACGGUCCUUUCGUCAUCGGUGCUCGUCUCGAAUCGUGUGUCGAAGUAAUGACGAGGUUAAACCUCCGACCCGUCCUUUCCUCGCGCAGUCAUCGCUUCGCUGCGUGACGUAUCGUGCGAUUGUUCUCGUCGUAGUCGUCGUCGUCGAAGGUUAUCCGCCUUCUCCUCCUCCGAUAUUUCCUCCUUUCUUCCUCCUCUCCUCUUUUCGCCACCAUUUUCUCCAUUUUCUCGCUCCCGUGAGUUCAUUGGAAUUAUUCGACUAUUAAUAACGCCGCGAUCGUCGUGUCGUUGCACGAUGGUGAUUCCUGACCAAGCCUCGUUUUUCGCGAGAUUUUCCUGAAGCUUCAGGAGGACGAACAGUGGUGAUUAUGAAUUUUGGGGUGGAUUCUUCGAUGGUGAUUUUUUUCCUUCGGUGAUCAGAUCGUUGUGAAAGAAACAAGUUGAAGAAGAAAGAGGUUAUGAUUUGGAGAGUUGAAUCGAGAUGAUGAUAAUUGAGAUAUUGACAAAAGUUGCUCUGUUUCCUUGUUCUUUCUUUUAUCGUUUUUGUUUAUUGAUAUUGUUUUCCAUUCCAAAUAAUUGAGUUACUGUUAAAUUUUAACGUAUCCGGAUAAUGUUUUUUUCUUUUUCUUAGAUCACAUUUUAUUAAUAUUUAUAGCGAUUUCAUUUAUUCAUGCUAGCGAUUUAUUUAAGGAUAUAUCUUUGUCUUUGAAAAUUUCUAAACGUGUUCGUGGCGUAAAUAUCACUCUUAUGAAAAGAGGAAUAACUCGUCCGUUUAUUAUAAUUUAGCGUCCAAAGAUUUCCAUUGGAUUGAUGAUCUCGUAUAAAACGACUAUGAAACGACGUUUUCCAUCUUUUGGCAAACGGAUUCCUGUGUUGCCAUCUUUAUAAUAAUCCACGCUCUUUCGACACACGUUUGCGCGUUGAAAUCCGUCAAUUUCGAAACGAGUUCCCACAUUUUAAAACGAAACGUAAUCUCCUUAAAAUCUAGAGAGGAAGAGAGAGAAAAUUCUGUUUCCCAAUCGAGCGAGUUAAACAUGGUCAGUGAAUUUUUUAUUCUCAAUUUCUCAUGGAUUAUUACAAACGUAUGUUGUGAAAGUGAAGUGGAUCGUCGAAUCUCGAGUCUCGAUGGACGAGAAUAAAAACGAGAGAGAUACGAUAUAUUCGCUCGAAGAUUAAUCAAAUUAAAAAUUACAGUUUUAAGAGAGUGGAUUAGAAGAGAAAUUAAACGGUGUUUUUUCGUGUACUUUUGUGCUUUCGAGCUACGAGCUACGUUUCACGAUGCAUCGAUUAAUGAUCGAGGGAUGCGAUCGAGGAGGGUGGCAUGGAAAAUGUGGGAAAAGGGGGACGGUUUUCGGAAAGCGGCCGCCACUAUAAAUAGAGGCGCCUCAUGCGUGCGUGCUAUGCUUUUAAACAUAGUUUUGGCAGCGCGAAACGUCAAACCGCCUCGGAGUGGCAAAGCGCGUGGAUCGUUUCGCGAAAUUCAAGCAUUGGCCGGACAUUCUCUCCAAAUAUUUGUCCCGAUCCGUGACAUCUUGCAAAGUAUCCAAAGGGAUAGAAUGUGACACAGGUGUGUGUGAUCGCAAUAGAAAGAAAAGAAAACAAAAAAAUUAUAUCCGUGCCUUUGUCCAUUCGUCACGAGAGAGAGAGAGAGAGAAAUAAGAGUUGUCCGUGGACAACGUGGACUCGAAUGAAACGUGUUCAAAUUUCGAUUUGAAGGGACGUUUCGAGAAAAAAAGAAAGAGAAAGAAAAGGAGUAAUUCGAUAUUGGUUCGAACGUUCGUUGAUAAGAUAUCGAAGAACCAAUCUCUCGUUCUCGUUUUCGAGAAUUCGAUUCCCUUCUUAUUUUUCCAACUAGGAGGGGAAGGACAAGGACAGGGUGAAUUUGGGAGAAAUAAAAUGAAAAGUGUGUUGGAAAAGCACGACAAGGAGAACCAACGGCCGAUGGACACCCGCCACGGGGACAAGGAAAAAGCGCAAGAUGCCAAGGAUGAAGAGUAAAAAUCGCCACCACACUAACAAAAACGCCUGCCUCCGCGUUUCGUGCUGCUAGUGUGUUCGUCGCUCUGCGCCAGUGUGAUGUCACCGAGCAGCAAAGGCACGGACGAGGCUGUAAACGAUGCGUUGUUGGAGAAGCUCCGAAAUUGCGUGUCCAAGCCACAGGAGGUGGAUACAUUCAGAAACAUCGCAGCUAAGAUACAUGCUCGAGUCACAUCCACAGGUAACCAACAUCGACGAUUGCGCGAACGCACGCUGGACAAAUUAUGGCGCAAGAAUUCCGGUGCGAUGGAAAUGUUCAUCGCAACAUUGGAGAAUUGCAAGGAUCACGUGAUAAACUACAGCAUCGCCAGCAUACUACACGAGUGCAUAUCACCCCGUAACGCGAAGGGGAAGACCAAAGGGAACAAGAACAAAAGUGCCACAAUAUCCAGCAGCCGAAUGGCAGUGAUGCAGCUGAUCAAUUUAGGAAUCACGCAAGCUCUAAUUAAACUUUUAGUUAAUCUGCAACACACGGACAGUAUUUCGAGCGAGGCCCUCACGCGAGAGGUGCUUUGGCUUUUGGGUCAGAUAACCCAAAGGGACCAGAAGUUCGUGUUAAAAAUAAAGAUGCUUAAUACCAUUAAAGUGUUCCACACGCUCUUGAAGCAACAUUACAAUAAUAGCAAAACUUUGUUGCCUUUGUUGUUGAUCAUCAAGUGUCUCGCCAGAAAUUCAUUCUCGCUUCAGGUAUUGAUGAAGGACGGUAUAGCCUCCACGUUGGAGAAAACAUUCGUCAGUAUCGGUUACAUGCCUCACCUGAAACUCAAAUCGUUGUUAGAGUGUUUGAAAUAUUUCACAACGAGCAAAGUUUGUUGCAUGAAAUUCGUGAAGGUGGGUCUGGUAUAUCUGUUGAUGAGGAUCUUCGAGAGAUGGGACCGAUUCGACGGGCCGAUGAGACUGAAGAUUUGCAAUUCCACUUUGAUCACGUUACAACACUUAUGCGUCAUAAAGGCCGGCAGAAAGGCUAUCAAGUUGAACAAUGGUUUGCAACUACUGUACCGGUUCUGCAACAAUUGCCCGGAGGAUAAGUCGUACGAUUCGUUGCUAUCGCGUAUUUGUGGGAUAAUCAAUCAAUGUCUGGAGAAGAAGGAGCUGCCGGUGCCCGAAAUGUCUCCGGCAAGAUUCGUGCUGCCGAACGAAACGAACAGGCCCAACAGCGUUGAGAGUGGUAGCGACAUCGACAGUCAGCCCUGCAGUGUCGCCUCUCUUGGACGUAUGUACAGCGACCUUGAUUCGGGCGACGAAGAAGAAAGCCAGCAUUCAAGGACGAAUGCGAAAAGCAUGAACACGACCGACGAAGUGGACGAGAGCAAGUUCUUUGCCGGUGUGUUCACGGCUCAAAGAUCGGAGGAGGAGUUGGCCGAAUACAACGUUUUUUUCAAAGAAUUGGACAACCUUGGACAUCAUCAAACGUGCGGCACGAAUUUAUCGACGGAGAUCAGCGAUACGAUCGAUACGAAAGGGUGCAGCAGAACAAAGAUAAAGGAUUUGUUGAAAGAGGGGAUAUCGAAGACGAGCCAAAUGACGAGCCAAAUGACGAACCAAAUGACGAACAGCGAGACGACGAUCAAAAUAUUCAAAGACAUUUCGAUUUUGACGGAUCAACAGGCUUAUUGCGUGAUAGCGAGCAGGGUGAAGAGCGUUAUAGGUUUCGUGAAGGUGGCUUACCCGGAUCUGAUCGGUGGCGACGGCCUCGGAAAGGACGAGCCGUUGAACAGCAAGGACAGAAGGGUCUGCCGUUCCAAACUUCUCACCUGCGUGGAACGUGGCCUCCACGGUAGCCUGUUGACGCCCGAAGUGGUGUACGAUCUCGACGCCAUAACUUCGUCCAGCAACGCGUCCUCCACGGAAGAGCAGAAACUGAUCGACCAUCAUUUGUGCAACUGGGAUGAGAACAGGAUAGGGAAGCGUUCCUUCGACAACAAACACUUGCACUUCGAGUCCAGAUUCGAGAGCGGCAACCUGAGAAAAGUUAUUCAGAUAGGCGUGAGAGAGUACGAUCUGAUCUUGACGCCGGACGUGAACAGCGGCUCCAGGCACCAAUGGUUCUAUUUCGAGGUGUCGAACAUGGAGGCGUUGGCGUACACGUUUAACAUUAUCAACUGCGAGAAAGCGAAUUCGCAGUUCAAUUUCGGGAUGAAACCGAUCCUGUUCAGCGUGACGGAGGCCCAACUCGGCAGGCCGGGUUGGGUGAGGACAGGGGCUGACAUAUGCUACUAUCGAAACUGUUAUCAACGGCCCGCCAAGGGGAAGAAUUAUCUCACCACCUCGUUCACCGUCACUUUCCCUCACGCGUACGACGUGUGUUAUCUGGCCUACCAUUUCCCUUACACCUACAGCCUGUUGAUGACCAAUAUCUGGAAGUGGACCAAAAGGGUGCCGCCCAACACGUAUUUCAGAGUGGAGACCCUCUGCGAGACGUUGAACGGCAAUGACAAUCCUCUGCUCACUAUCACGUCUCUGGAUUCCAAGAACAAUCCCAUACAGAAUCGCAAGAUGAUAUUUCUGACGUCGAGGGUUCAUCCGGGCGAGAGCAACGCGUCGUGGGUGAUGAACGGUACCCUGGAGGCGUUGCUGGGUAACAAUCCUUACGUGACGGGCUUACGCGACGAUUACGUAUUCAAAAUCGUGCCGAUGUUGAACAUCGAGGGUGUGGUGAACGGUUGUAAUCGUUACGGAUUGACGAACGAAGAUCUGAACAGGCGGUGGAGCAAUCCUAACCAAGUCCUCCAUCCUGUGAUCUAUCACACGAAGGGUCUGAUGGAGUACUGCACGAGGGUGUUGCAGAGGCCUCCCUAUGUUUUCGUCGACUAUCACGGCCAUUCACGGAGGAAGAAUGUGUUUCUGUUCGGUUGCUCAAGGUCGGGUUCUUGGAGUGCCGCGGACAGGGCGAAACCGGACCAGCCGUCUCAGUAUUUGACGUUGCCGUAUCUCAUGCAAAAAAUAUCUCCAGCGUUCGCAUUGCCACUGUGCUCGUUCAAGGUCGAGAGGCACAAGGAGUCCACCGCCAGGGUAGCCAUAUGGCGGCAGUUAGGUGUUUCGAGAAGUUACACGAUGGAGAGCAGUUUCUGCGGAUGCGACCAGGGAUUGCUCGCGGGUCUGCAUCUGGACACGAAACACUUGAACGCCAUCGGCCAGGAUUUCUGUCAGGCUCUGUCAAUGAUGAAGGAUUAUACCGAGAAUUGGAGUAUUGACAAGUCGUUGAAAGAGGAGUGUUGCCCGCUAAAAUGCAUUUCGAAGAAAUCAAAAACCGUUGCUAAAUGUAUUCAGGAUAAGCCUGCGGCCCUUCAUCUUGCCGCAAUUCCUUAACGAAUGAUUAAGCAAAACUUGAUUUGAGGAUUCCUAUGGGAGAAGGUAUUCCCGAGGAGUCAGGAUGCAUGGAAGAUGACAUUUCGUCUAGCUGCGAGUCAGACGAAUCUGAUUUUGAGACUUAAAUAAAUUUUAAUUUACAACGAUUCGACAACGAUAUCGACGAUAUCAUAGCUUCUUUAUAAAUAGAUCGGAAGGUUUGUACAGGUUUUUGGCUGCGAAAUAAAAAAGAAAAAAAAGAAAGAAAAAAAAAACACGAAAGAACAUCGGGCAAAAGGAUAUUCUGUACACUUUGAAGAAUUUUUAUUUAAAACUCGUAACAAAUGUCAAGCUAUUCCCUACGAAGAGCCUGUCUAAGAAAUUAAAGCCCCUUUUCCAUUGUAUAUAUAUAUAAUUUCGAAAAUGAACGCCUCGCUCGCCACAAAUGUAAAUUGAAACUUCUAUUAAAUUUGAGCAUCUUACAAGUGCGAGAAAUCUCACCAUGCGAGGAAGGCGCGUCUCCUGCUAGAAUUUCGUUCGACAAAGCAACGAUUAACGCCAAGAACAAACCGACGAGGACGAGAAUUCAUUAAUUUUCAUAAAUUAAAUGACAACCUUUCGAACAACCAGACAAGAAGACUUAAAAAAAAAAAAAAAAAAAAA
Molecule: messenger RNA, 6675 nt
Organism: Apis mellifera (honey bee)
Lineage: Eukaryota; Metazoa; Arthropoda; Insecta; Hymenoptera; Apidae
Product: cytosolic carboxypeptidase 1
Exons: 19
Coding region: 2764-6033 (1089 amino acids)
Biological process (GO): protein side chain deglutamylation; proteolysis; C-terminal protein deglutamylation
Molecular function (GO): zinc ion binding; metallocarboxypeptidase activity
Source: RefSeq, a predicted model, not a curated record